AUGGGCCUUCUUCGCUCGGAGCCGAUGAAGCAUGGGACCCUGGUGGUGCCAGUGGAGCGAGCCAGGGAGUUCAUAGACCUUAUUGGCAAACACACCAAGAUGCAGUUCGAAGACAUGAACGCCAGGGACAUGCACAGACCCUACAAGAAGUACAUCCAGCGAAUUGAUGAGAUGGAACGAAUCAUCCGCUUUCUUCUGGAGGAGCUGACGCGAGUUCCCGGCGCGGCAGUUGUCAAGAACAACGUCGACGCCUUCUUGGAUCAAUCGGACUCCUACAAGCUGGACGAGGUCGAAUCGGAGCUCCUCAAGAUUUACAAGGAGUUCAUCCAGUUUAAGGAGAACAACGCGAAGCUGCAGGAGCGGCGGAACGCUGCCUUGGAGGAGUGCUAUGUUGUACAGACAGCGGUGGCCUCCAUGGCGCAAGUUUCGCAGGCAUCGCAGCCCUCCCGCCACCGAGCGCCAACGGGCGGCGAUGAGGACGAGUUCGAGUUCGAAGCCUCCAGGUCUCUGCUCGACGAGGAGCGCGGCACGAGCAGGAGGACCCUCGAGACGAUGUUCAGCAGCAUUGCUGGCGUCAUCCACCAGGAGGAGCAGGACAGAUUUGCCCGGAUGCUGUUCAGAGCAACGCGUGGGAAUACCUUCACCCACUUCCAGCAAAUCUUCGAGCCCAUGCAAGAUCCGAAGACUGGCAGAGAGGUGCACAAGUCGGUCUUCGUGAUCUACUUCCAGGAUCAUCGGCUGGGCGGCUCGGCGUCGGCAAUGAGCGAGAAGAUCAACAAGAUCUGCUCCUCCUUCGGCGUGCACACCUACCGUUGGCCUGCGAGCCGCGCUGCGGCCCAGGAGAGGCAGACCAGCCUGAAGGUUCAGGUUGAGGAUCAACGAAGGCUUUUGAAGGCCCAUGAGCACUUUGUGCACAGCGAGGCCGCCUCGCUGUUGGAGCCUGCGGGACGUGGACGGGACUCCCUCAUCGAAGAGUGGAGGCUGUUCUGCGUCAAGGAAAAGGCGAUCUACGCCACGCUGAACCUCUUCGAGGGCAACAUGAACUUGCGGGCCAGCUGCUGGUACCCCGCAGCAGAGGAGGACAACAUCCGGGCGCUGUGCACCCAGCACUUUGCCUCGCAGCGGGGCCAUUCCUCGGCCGUGCUGAUGCCGCACCGGAGUCCUCCUCGCAAGCAGCCCCCGACGUACAUCCGUGUGAACGAAUUCACAUCCAUCUUCCAGACUUUGGUGGACACCUACGGCCUGCCCAGGUACCAGGAGGCGAACCCUGCCCUUUUCACCAUCGUCACCUUCCCUUUCCUCUUCGGUGUCAUGUAUGGAGACAUCGGCCACGGGCUCAUGCUGCUCUCAGUGGGCAUCUUCGCGAUGGUCAAGCAGGAUGAGCUGAAAUACAGCUUCCCCACUCUGUACACCGCCCGUUAUAUCCUGACGAUGAUGGGAAUCUUUGCGGUGUACUGCGGCUUCCUUUAUAACGACUUCUUCUCCCUUGGCCUGACCCUCUUCCAGUCCCGUUGGACCGAGAUCCCGGCGGAUGCCCCACAGCAUCAGGUGGUCACCUUGCAGCCGAAGUUCGACAAGGAGAACCAGGGUGGCAUGGGCCCAUACCCAUUCGGCCUGGAUCCAGCCUGGCACGGAGCGCAGAAUGAGCUGGUUUACCUCAACUCCAUGAAGAUGAAGACCUCUGUCGUCCUGGGGGUGGUGCAGAUGUUCGUCGGCCUGUUGCUCCGCUUCGCAAAUGCCCUCUACGAGAAGAACCGGGUGGACUUCUGGUGCGAAUGCGUGCCGAUGCUGGUCUUCAUGCUCGGGUUCUUCGGCUUCAUGGACUACAUGAUCCUAUACAAGUGGGUCACGCCCAUGCCCAAUCCGCCCAGCAUCAUCAACUCCAUGAUCGCCAUGGCGAUGUGGACGGAGGACCCGAACCCCAUGUUUGGGAACGAGCUCCCGAAGCUGCUGAUGGGGACCUGCAUGCUGGCGGUGCCAUGCAUGCUGAUUCCCAAGCCCGUCAUCCUCCACAUGAGGCACAAGGCCAACCCUCCGAUUCACUGCAUGGGCCCGGGCGGCCUACGCGGUUUCGGCAGUGGCCACCUCCCGCUGAGCCAGGACGAGGAGUCCCUCGUAUCCCAGGAGGAGGAAGAGGAGGAGGAGGAGUUUGACAUCACCGAGUGCGUCAUCCAUCAGGUCAUCGAGACCAUCGAGUACGUCCUGGGCACUGUGUCGCACACGGCUUCUUACCUCCGGCUGUGGGCGCUCUCCCUCGCGCACCAGCAGCUGUCCCUGGUCUUCUUCGGCAUGACGCUGCUGACUGGCAUGGGUGCUCCGUUUCCGCUGAACAUCCUGGCCACCUACGUGGCCUUCUACUUCUGGUUCGCCUCCACGGUGGGCAUCCUGCUCGGCAUGGACGUCAUGGAGUGCUUCCUGCACACUCUGCGCCUUCAUUGGGUGGAGUUCCAAAGCAAGUUCUACAAGGCGGAUGGCUACGCGUUCACACCCUUCUGCCACAGAGAUCUCCUGCGCAAGGAGACGGACGACUAG
Symbiodinium natans is the source of this 2532-nucleotide messenger RNA. Lineage: Eukaryota; Dinophyceae; Suessiales; Symbiodiniaceae. The record is from the annotation of a GenBank genome assembly.